AUGUCAUACUUGCAAGCUAUAGACUCUGAUGUUUUGACAUAUACCACUAGCAGCAUCGACGCGUUGAAGGAGGCCCGAUUUCGACCACGGAGUCAGGCAACAUGGGCACUGCUAGCAGAAUGGAAUCUCUGCUCACGAUGUCGCAAGCUGCUCUUCAAGCUGGAGCCCAAUGGUUACAUUGAAGAAUUUCCUAAAGACAUCCGAGAACGUGGAGGUAAAGGUUGCCCAUUUUGUGGUGUGCUUUGUGAGGCCGCAGUUUGGGCAGGAAUCUGGUCCGAUGUCCAACCUGGAGACGAAAGUGAGGAAACUGUCGAGCUUGAACUUGUGAGCCGAUCCUCUAUCGAGAUGAUCUCGAUGGCCGACGUCAAGCCCGAACUCGGCUGUGUGAUAUCUCUCGAGGAUGAACCUAUUCCACAGCCCAUUGAUGAAACCAGUCAGGCCAACCUAUCAGGCGAAAAUGUCUCCUUUAUCAGGAACCAGCUCAACAACUGCCUCUUCAAUCCAGCGCAUGAUUGCGAGCCUCUGGCACUAGAUGACGAGGCUCAGUGGCCAGCCCGGGUCUUGCAGAUCCGCAAUCAAUCUGUAAUCCUCCUCGACUUCGACACUGAUGUCAUGCCGGGGCAAUUCGCUGCCCUCAGCUACUGCUGGGGCAGCGCGUCCGAGUUGCAGUCAAAUCCACCAUACAAGGCAACAGCUUCCACCAUUCAGGCCCUUCGUUCCGGUAUUGAUACUUCAAAGCUGCCUGUUACUAUUCAGCAAGCCUUAUGGGUGUGCAGAGAGCUGAAAAUUGGAUAUAUUUGGAUCGAUUCGCUCUGUAUCAUUCAGGACUCAAUACAUGACUGGGAAGUUGAGGCCACGAAAAUGGCCACUGUAUACUCUAUGUCCAAAGUGACUAUCAUCGCCGCCUCAUCGACGUCUUGUCACAGUGGGUUCCUCAACGUUGAAAGGCGCCAUGAUCGGCUUCGGACAUCACUCGACUUGCCUUUCCAACUAACUGUGAGCUCCAUCUGCACUUCUGGAUUCCAUAAGCACAAGUCGGUGGGCCACCCUCAUGACCCCCUCGAUACCCGUGGGUGGACAUUCCAAGAGGAAGUCCUCUCAUCUAGAUAUAUCAAGUUUACAAAGGAUGAUAUCCAGUGGAAGUGCAAUGCGGGAUCCGCGUGCCAAUGCGGUCGGCAGCCUAGCAAGGCCUAUCAUGGUCUUUGGCAGGUUUCGAGUCCUACAAGUCUUGACGAACGAUCUUGGGAGAGCUUAGUCGAGGAGUUUUCCCACAGGCUCUUCACCAAAGACACAGACAAGUUGGUGUCAUUGUCCAGUUUGGCAAGGAAAAUGGCCCCCAGGUUCCCCGCGCUCAACGGACAGACACCAUAUGUUGCUGGACUCUGGCGACACACUCUUGUGCAACAGUUGAAAUGGUACGCAGCGGGUGAACUGGGUCGGUACUCUGACCGCUAUGUCGCACCAAGCUUCUCCUGGGCCUCGCUCAGCUUCUACAGAAGGGGUGUGGAGUUUUCGUUACCUCUAACACACAUUCUUUGUGAGGCCGUAGAUGCGAGUACCACGCCUGUGUACCAGAGAAAUCAGUUUGGAGCUGUCUCUAGAGGAACUAUAACCCUAUACGGCCCGCACAUAUACUACACUAUUCGAUUUCAGGAGGGAAAAUCUAAGAUGUUUAUUAGGCAGGAGAUGACGCCAGCACUGGAGGUGAAACACAUAAUCCUCGACUGCCCGCUGCGCGAACACCUCAUCGACGAUGGCCGCGUCACGCUGCAGAGAUCAACGAGCCCGGCGCAGCAAGAAGAUGGAGAGUUCUCCGUCAGCGUUUUUAUCUUGGGACAAUCUGGGCAGCGGCCAUUUGGAAGCCUGUACUGCUUGAUUCUUGGAUACGGGGAAAAUGGGGAGCACCAGCGGCUUGGUCAGGUUCUGUUGGGAUACGCGGACAGGGAGACCAAAUUUUCCCCCGAGCAUUUCAAGCCCUUGAGAAAAGAAGUUGUUUUGGUUUAA
This is a messenger RNA of Fusarium falciforme, 2004 nucleotides long. RefSeq names its product HET domain-containing protein. The record is from RefSeq and is a predicted model, not a curated record. NCBI's taxonomy places the organism in Eukaryota, Fungi, Ascomycota, Sordariomycetes, Hypocreales, Nectriaceae. The coding region runs from base 1 to 2004 and encodes 667 amino acids. The transcript has 3 exons.